AUGAACUACUUUGCAUCCAAAUCGGAUCCAGAAUGGAGCACACCAAAACUCAAAGCAGGCGACACUGCAUCCAGACUGCGCCCGCUCGAGAUCCCCCUGCCGUCCCUCCCCAAGCGCUACCGAAGCGGCGACGGCCCACAGCCAACGGCACCGAUCAGUAUGGUCCUCAAGAACGACUCGACAGCCCAGAUAUUUGAGAAACGUGUGUUAGGCGGGCCACCAAAAAAUGGCGAGCUGAGCUUACAGAUGCACUACGUCGUGGGGUGGUCCGACCUUCCUGCUGCUCGGGUAGCGAUUCAAGCUCAGCACAUACUCGACUAUGUCUCCCCACGCGUGCUCGAGGACUUCGAGUACAAGCUAUACCUCGAACGUGAAGCACGGGAGGAGGAGGAAGAGGUGGCAGCUGCUAUAGCGGCCGUCGCUCGGGCAGAGGCCGCCGAGAAAGCUGCCCUUGGGAAGAAGUCUACAAGCAAGGCGUCAGCCACAAAAGGCAAGGGACGAGGCCGCAAGAAGCAACAACGCCCUAGCAAGGCGGAUCUGAUUGCAAAGAAGCAGGCCGAGGAGACGAGCUUCAAUCAGUCCGAGGCGGCGGCCAUGAGUGGCUCCUUGGCCGCUGCGACUCACAACGCCAGUGGCCCUUCUCUGACAGCACCGCCACAAUCGACACCGAAAAAGAAGAAUGUCCCUACAAGCAUAGUCAUCGCUAACUCCGAAGAUGAUGCAUUUAUGGAGGAGGUGGAAGGAGAGGACGAAAUGGAACUUGACGACGAGGUUGCCAUCCACAGACAGCUGCGACAGACAAGCACAAGGAGCCCGGAAGGCUUCGGUUCUUCUGACAGCGAGGCCGCGAUCACCGCUCCCCGAUUGCCAGCAGCACUUGACGCGGGUGGUAUGCAGAAAGAGCAGCCAUCAUCCAGGAAAAUAUCUCCACUCUCUUUUGGUGGACUGCCGAAACUCGCCCGUGAGCCCUCGCCCUCGGCGGAAGCGAGCACCCCAGUACCGCAACCAAGGUCUGCCAAAUCAACAUUGCAACACUACGGCUUCACGCCCGCGGCGAAGAGCGUUAUCUUGUGGCCUGUAGCAUCACGCUCCCAGACUCAGCCCUUACCACAAUCUCCGGGUUUAGCAGUCUCGUCCCGUGCCACGCCUCCAUCCAAGACGGAUAUCAAACCACCUCGGAGCAAAAGCAAGAAGAAAGCAAUCAUAGUCGAGCAAGAAGAAGAAGAACAGGUAUGGGAGGUCAAACGACUUGAAGGCAUGCGGACGGAAUUGGUGGAUGGCAAGCCAGUUCGGCUGUUCAGAGUUCGCUGGAAAGGCGACUGGCCCCCAGACCAGAAUCCGACCUGGGAGCCCGAAGACAACAUCGACAAGCCCUUGAUAAAGGAGUACCUGGCGAGAAAGAGAGCUUCGGGAGCCGAGGAACCUCCAGUCAUCUUGCGACCUGCCCGACCCAUGCUCAAGCGGAAAUAUUCGAGCGUCGCUGAGGCAGUCAUGGGCGACGUCGAUGAUGAGCAUGAGCAUCACUCUCCUGUACCGCCGGGCGCGUCCCCAAUCUUCACUUCCAGUGCUGCGAUGGGCCAGGAUCACAACAGUGGGCAAAAACAUAUCGAUCUGCACGACGACAGUUCUGUGAAUGAUGAAGACGAUAUCUUGCAAGUCACCGAGGCGGAGUUAGAACACGUCGAGACGCCAUACCACAGCAAGAACUUCAGCCACGCCCUCAUUAGAGAGGUAGAGACCUCCUUUAUGAGACAGGCUGCGAGGCGGAGUAGUGAAAGAAGCAGUAGCUGA
This is a messenger RNA of Microdochium trichocladiopsis, 1791 nucleotides long. RefSeq lists its product as uncharacterized. The coding region runs from base 1 to 1791 and encodes 596 amino acids. The record is from RefSeq and is a predicted model, not a curated record. NCBI's taxonomy places the organism in Eukaryota, Fungi, Ascomycota, Sordariomycetes, Xylariales, Microdochiaceae. The transcript has a single exon.